AUGUUCAAAUACUUCGUUUUUGCCGCUUUCUGCUUGGCCAACGCCGUUGCCGCUCCUGGAUAUUUGGGUGGACUAGCUGCUCCGGCUUUGCCGUUGGCUGCAGCUGCUCCGGCCAUCUCCUACGGACACGCCCUGGCUGCUCCCUCGAUUGCUUCUUACGGACUGGCCCCCAGGCUUAGCUAUGCCGCUCCGGCCUUGGCGCACGCUCCUCUGGCGGCUCCGGCCAUUUCCGCCUACGGAUUGGGUUACGGCCAUGGUCCCAUUGGCCUGGCUCAUGCUCCUUUGGGACUGGCUCACGCUCCUCUGGCCGCUCCCUUGGGACUGGGCUAUAAGUCGGCCUACCCAACUCUGGGAGCUCCUUUGGGACUGGGCUACAAGACAGCUUUGGCUGCUCCUGCCUAUGGACUCGCCCAUGGAUGGUAA
Messenger RNA from Drosophila teissieri, 423 nucleotides. RefSeq names its product cuticle protein 10.6. The coding region runs from base 1 to 423 and encodes 140 amino acids. The record is from RefSeq and is a predicted model, not a curated record. Lineage: Eukaryota; Metazoa; Arthropoda; Insecta; Diptera; Drosophilidae. The transcript has 2 exons.